GCUUGACUAACUGGAACGGGGACAUGUUUCAUUUCAAAGAGAACCGUUCCGCGAAGAGGCACGGAGGCGCACGGAGCGGACCGCCUGGAAACCUUCGCGUCACCAUGAACUCUGUGUCGGUGCGCCGCAACUCUGCAGCGGUGCCUUUCGUGCUGACUUUUCUGGUGAUUGUGGCAUCUGGAGGCCUGCUCAUGAUGAUCGAGAAGGGCAUGCUGAACACUGUGGAAGCGCCGGGACCGCGGGCUAUGGGCAGGAGGAUCCCCACGGCCGAGGAAAUGGGGAACAGUCACGGAUACGAGGACGUGGACUUCCAGGUUUCUCAGGACAUCCGGAACCGGACCAUCAAGGCCAUGUGCAGUCAGAGGAACAUGCCUCGUGAUAUUUGGUCCCUUCAGCCAGCACAGAGACGAACGUUACUCCAACACAUUUUAGUCAAUGACCAAUACGGCUUUCUCUACUGCUACGUGCCCAAAGUCGCCUGCUCCAAUUGGAAAAGGGUUAUGAAGGUUUUGAGCGGUGUCCUGGAGAACGUCAAAGUCAACAUUAAGAUGAACCACAAAAGUGAUCUUGUAUUUUUGGCAUCCUUGAAACCAGACGAAAUAAAGUACCGACUUCAGCACUAUUUCAAGUUCAUGUUUGUGCGGGAACCAAUGGCACGUCUGCUUUCUGCGUACAGGAACAAAUUUGGCGAGAUUGAGGCUUAUCAGAAAAAAUAUGGCGUUGAAAUUAUAAAAAGAUACAGGAAAGGAUACAUCAAGGAUUCCAAAAUUGCCGGAGAUGAUGUAACCUUUGAUGAAUUUGUUCGUUACUUGCUUGAUGAAGACAUUGAGCGAAUGAAUGAGCAUUGGAUGCCCAUGUACAACCUCUGUCAGCCCUGUGUAGUGCCAUACAACUUUAUUGGCACCUAUGAGAACCUUGAACGGGAUGCGGAGUAUGCGCUUCAACAAAUCAAAGCACCCUCUACUGUCCAAUUUCCAGAAAGGCAGGCAUGGUACAAGCCAAUCACAGCAGAAACAUUACAUUAUUAUCUAUGCAGCCUGCCACAAAAACUACUAAAAGAACUAUUGCUCAAGUAUAUUCUAGACUUUUCACUUUUUACAUAUCCACUUCCUAAUAUUACCACUGAAUACUGUCGACAUUAGCUACAGUGUUUUAUAGUUACAACCACACUUAUAUAAAUUACAAUAUGGUUGAAAAUCCUAUUUAUUUUGGUAAGGAUUUGCUUUGUAAUUGUGAUUUGGGUGGUUAUUGCUUUAGGCUCCCAGUGAGAGUCAAACUCUGCAAGUGUCUUGUCUAAUUCUUGGUCAAUAUAGCUACUGACAUAAACAGAUUUAUCAAGGAUAUGCUACACAUUCUAUGAUUGUUCCUGUACAGCAAGUUUACAAUUUAGUAUUGUUUCGGUAUUACUGGGGAGCAACAGUUACUUUUUGUUGUUACAUAUCUAGGUUAAUGGUAGAACCUACAUGAAAACCACUUGAGAAACCAAAUGUCUAUUCACAUUUAAAUGCACUGUUACAUUGUAUCUGACUGUAAAAUGUAUAUUAGAACAUUUUUGUGGUAUUUUUUGUAUAUGAAUUCAACAGGUUGUUAAUGCAAGAAUGGCUGCUGGAGUUUAGCUUGCUGGCUGAACAGAUACAAUUUUCACUGUGUUGAAAACUUCUAUGGGUCUCCUAUAAUUCCUAAACCUUCGAUAUUUUAAUAAAAUCAAAUAUUUGUAAAAGGUGCAUUGAUUGACAAAGAAAUAAGUGUAAUGUCUAUUUGUUAUUAUGUUAUGACUCUUUGGUGGAGUCGUCCAAAUGCAUUUAUUUUUUUGGGAUGGGCAGGGGUUGUUUUUUUUGUGUGAAAUAAAGCAGUUUUUUUCCUGAU
Periophthalmus magnuspinnatus is the source of this 1866-nucleotide messenger RNA. It is a transcript of the gene chst14, whose product is annotated as carbohydrate (N-acetylgalactosamine 4-0) sulfotransferase 14. The transcript has 2 exons. Gene Ontology annotation, molecular function: sulfotransferase activity. Gene Ontology annotation, biological process: carbohydrate biosynthetic process; dermatan sulfate proteoglycan metabolic process. Gene Ontology annotation, cellular component: membrane. The record is from RefSeq and is a predicted model, not a curated record. The coding region runs from base 24 to 1142 and encodes 372 amino acids. Lineage: Eukaryota; Metazoa; Chordata; Actinopteri; Gobiiformes; Gobiidae.